Molecule: messenger RNA, 1530 nt
Organism: Pyricularia grisea
Lineage: Eukaryota; Fungi; Ascomycota; Sordariomycetes; Magnaporthales; Pyriculariaceae
Exons: 1
Coding region: 1-1530 (509 amino acids)
Biological process (GO): 'de novo' NAD+ biosynthetic process from L-tryptophan
Cellular component (GO): cytoplasm
Molecular function (GO): indoleamine 2,3-dioxygenase activity; metal ion binding; heme binding
Source: RefSeq, a predicted model, not a curated record
AUGCUUCCCCCGCUUCCUAAACUCUCCGACUAUGGAGUCUCACCCACCAGUGGGUUCCUCCCUGAGGUCCUACCCUUGUCGAGACUCCCGGACCCAUACUACAACAAGUGGGAAGCCGUGGCCGCCAACCUGCAAGCACUCAUUCUUAGCAAGCGCCUGAGGCCCGUCGUCGACCGCCUGCCGGUCCUCUCCACCAUCGGUCUGGAACAUGACGCGGAGUGGCGGAGGGCCUACUCGAUCCUAUGCUUCAUGGCCCACGGCUACAUCUGGGGCGGUGACAGCCCCUCGGACCGCCUGCCGGCCUCUAUCUCGGUGCCUCUGCUUCAGGUAGCGGAGCGUCUAGACGUCGCCCCCGUCGCCACAUACGCCGCCGUCUGUCUGUGGAACUUUAAGCCGCUGUUUGUCGACGAGGGAAUUGAUGACCUCGAGAACCUCGCCACCCUUAGCACCUUUACUGGCUCCAUCGACGAGUCGUGGUUUUAUCUGGUGUCGGUCGCCAUCGAGGCCCGAGGCGCUGCCACCAUCCCCCUGAUGCUUAAGGCCAUCCAGGCCGCCAGGGACGGCGACGCCGACACCGUCACGUCCUGUCUGGUUGCUUUUGCCGAGCGCAUCGACGACCUGGGCAACCUGCUGCAGCGCAUGCACGAGAACUGCGAUCCACACAUUUUCUACCACCGCGUCCGGCCCUUCCUGGCCGGCAGCAAGAACAUGGCAGACGCCGGUCUGCCAAACGGCGUCAUCUACGAGGACGGCUCCGGCACAGAGUCGUAUCGUCAGUACAGCGGCGGCAGCAACGCCCAGAGCAGCAUCAUUCAGUUCUUUGAUAUAGUCUUGGGCAUCGAACACCGACCAACCGGCGAGAAGAAGACCUCUGGUGAUCAGCAGCAGCAGCAAGAGCAGCGCGGGCGGCCCGAAGGCGCUCCUCAGCACAACUUCAUCAUGGAGAUGCGGCGGUACAUGCCGGGCGGACACGCGCGGUUCCUGGGCGCCGUGUCGUCGGUGGCCAACAUCCGGCCGUUUGUCGAGGCGCGGGCGGCGACCAACAAGCCGCUCGCGCUGGCCUACGACGCGUGCCUGGCCAUGCUGCGCGCCCUGCGCGACCGCCACAUCGCCAUCGUGGCCCGGUACAUAGUCGUGCCGUCGCGCGAGGCGAUGCGGGGCCGGAGCCGCAGCCCCGAGGCCGCCAGGAACAACACCUCCAAGGUCAACCUUGCGACACCCGUGUCGCGCGGGCCGAAGGGCAUCGCGCUCGACACCUCGGGGGGCGACGCGGGGAAGAAGGACCAGCUCAAGGGUACCGGUGGCACGGCGCUCAUUGCGUUCCUCAAGCAGGCGCGCGACGAGACGGGUGAGCCGGCCGUCGAGACCUGGACGAGAAAGUUUAUGAAGCGCGGCAGUGGCAAGGUCCCCGGAAGCGGGGACUUUUUCCUCGGAAAGGACGACGGUGCCGACGAGGAGGUCGUGCAGGUCAAUGGCCUUGCCGGUAUGUGGACCAUGGAGGGUGAAGGGGGCGGGAUUUGUAAUUACUGA